AUGGAGCGAAUCGUGCUCAGUUCUGACAUCCUGCCACUGCGGCUGUUCUUCAACACUGGGUCAAGGUUACGACCAACAGAACAUCAUUACAACAGAUGGGUGCCAACGGAGUUGGGUGACUAUAUCGAGAACGGCGCAAGCAUGGUUCUAUUCGCUGACUUCGACGAGGGUCAACAGAGAGACUGGAAGGUUCCAUUGUUUCUUGAGGGAGACAUUGAGGUCAUCUAUGUGGACCAUCCUGUGCCAAAAGUGCAGGAAUAUACCCUACUUGACGGAGGAUAUACAUUUCAUGUUCUCUGCUUUGUCGAUGAGUCGGAUGAAUUUGCCUUCGAGCAGGAUGGCGACAAAUGUAUUAGUACCUGUUUUUUCUUCGAGGAGAGACCGGAUGAUCUCAGCCCGGUCUCUCGCGGUGCUUGUCUCUACGUGACCCCUGGUCAACCAUUCGUUGAGGAUGUGGAAUGUCUGUCCAGACUUGAAAUGAUCUACUAUUGCCUUGUUCUACUCACCAAAUCUGUGUCAGAUCCUCGACGAGGUGGAGAUGUCGCAUUUGCAGGACGGUGCUUGAAGCACACAGUGGAAAACGCUUGUGCAGGCGAGGAGGAUUUCAAUGGGGCACAUCUAUUCGAAAUGAAGUGCACUAUAGAGCGCGCGUCUCGAUCGCGGAAACAGGCCUCGAAGGACCUUCUAGCGUAUAAGGAAGCGGUUAAGCGGCGCGAGUCGCCUACUAAGAAGGAUAAGAAGAAGGCGGUUAAGAAGAAGGCGGUCGAGAAGAAGGCGGUCGAGAAGAAGGCGGUCGAGAAGAAGGCGGUCGAGAAGAAGGCGGUCGGCGGCGGCGGUAGCGGUAGCGGUAGAAAGAAGAAGACGGCGUAG
Molecule: messenger RNA, 870 nt
Organism: Pseudocercospora fijiensis CIRAD86
Lineage: Eukaryota; Fungi; Ascomycota; Dothideomycetes; Mycosphaerellales; Mycosphaerellaceae
Exons: 2
Coding region: 1-870 (289 amino acids)
Source: RefSeq, a predicted model, not a curated record